GUUCGGUGAUAAAACUGCCAAUCUGAGCGCUAAUCGGACCAGGACUAAAUGUUUUUUUUUUUUCUAUUUUGGUCUGGACCAAAUGAACCAAACGAACCGAACUACAAGUGGUGUGAACGCACCCUCAGUAAAGUUUAGACGCAAAACUCCUCAAUAAUCGAGUAUAAAUCUCGACGUGCUACUUUUUCUUAACCCUGUGAUUAACAACUGCAAAAGACCACAAAAGGUAUCCGACCCAUUUGAAUUCUGCACAGAAUGCUGUGUUAAAGUGAUAUAGAGGGCAUUAGGAGGAGAAACGGUUAGACUUUAGAAGGAAAUGGAGGUUUUACCGAGUUUAACAGCCCUGGCCAAGCUGUGGUAUGAACGAAACGCUAUUGGCUAUUUUAAAAAUGGGCGGGGCUGUUCGAUAUGUCCCGCCCUGUCUUCCUGUUUCAGGUAAAACGGCGUCAACACAGUGAAUAAUGCUGCAUUCCAACACACUUCAGUGGGCCUUUAAUGCUGCUGUGAGGGUGUUUCUAAUACAGCGGCUGUGGGAGUGACGGUAAAGAAAAUAUAUCUUUUUCUCUUCUGGCUGCCGUUAUCAAUUGCUUUCUAUUUUUCCCUCGUUUUGAAAGUUGUGAAAACGGUAUUAUAGAGUUUUUCGUUUGCUAUUUGCACAAAUGGAAACACAAAAAAUAUAUAUUUAAUGAAGUCUCUCAUUCACCACUAUAAAAGUUUACCCAACUAAUGAUGUUAAAGUGUUUGCACACUCAGCAGGGAUGAAUUAGAAACUGUUCCAUAUUCAUGACUGUGGGCGGAGCUAUGACAUCACUGCAGCUGAGAGUAAGAAUUCAGUGAAGGUGAAACUAAAUAAAACAGAUGAACUGGAAGCUUCUUCCCACAACUUCAUUCAGUCACAUGGAAACUAGUGAUCACAGCUGAUAUUCACUCAAAGUCAUGGCGUCCUCCAGUGAUCCUCCAGUGUUCUGUGACAUCUGUGAUGAAGGAAAGCAGAAAGCUGUGAAGUCCUGCCUGACUUGUGGAAUCUCUUACUGUGAUGAUCAUCUGGAGCCUCAUCUCAGAGUCCUAGGUCUAAUGAAACACACACUGAUCAAUGCUGUGGAAAAUCUGGAGGAUUAUAUAUGCCAGAAACACAAGCAACUUCUGGAGAUGUUCUGCACGUCUGAUCAGACGUGUGUUUGUCUGUUCUGCACUGAAGGAGAUCACAGGACUCACAACACUGUUCCUAUAGAGAAGGAGAGUCAAGAGAUGAAGAAUUAUCUGGUUCAGAGACAGACUGACGUUUAUCAGAUGAUCCAGGACAGAAUGAAGAAGAUUCAAGAAAUCAAACACUCAGUAGAUCUGAGAAAGAGAAACACAGAGAAAGAGAAAUCCUCCAGUGUUGAUCUCUUCACUGAUCUGAUCCGCUCCUUUAAGCGAUGUCAGUCUGAGCUGCUGAAGAUGAUGGAGGAACAGCAGAAAGAAGCAGAGAAACAGGCUGAAGAUCUCAUUAAAGAGCUGCAGCAGGAACUCACUGAGCUGAAGAAGAGAAACACUGAGCUGGAGCAGAUCUCACACACUGAUGAUCAUCUCCACCUCAUACAGAAGUUCUCAUCCCUGUCCAGUCGUCCACACACAAAGAACUGGACUGAGAUCAGGAUUGACUCUGAUGUGGAUGUGAACUCUCUGAAAAGAGCUCUGACUGAACUGAAGAAAAUUCAAGAGACACUAAAUGAAAAACUCAGUCAAACUGAGUUGAAGUUUGUGCAGAAGUUUGCAGUGGAUGUGACUCUGGAUCCUGAUACAGCUUAUCCAUAUCUCUUCCUGUCUGAUGAUGGAAAACAAGUCAGUGAUGGAGACAUUAAGAGGAACGUCCCAGAAAACCCAAAGAGAUUUGAUAUGUAUGCAAUUGUUCUGGCAAAGCAGGGAUUCAGUUCAGGGAGAUUUUACUAUGAGGUGCAGGUGAAGGGAAAGACUUGGUGGUAUUUAGGAGUGGUCAGAGAAUCCAUUAACAGGAAGGGGAUGAUCACACUGACUCCUGAGAAUGGAGUCUGGACUGUGAUUCUGAAGAAUGAGAAUCAAUAUUCAGCUCGUGAUAAUACAGAUGUCUCUUUAUCUCUGAGAGUGAAACCUGAGAAGGUGGGAGUGUUUGUGGAUUAUGAGGAGGGUCUGGUCUCUUUUUAUGACGUGGACUCCAGAUCUCAUAUCUACUCUUUCACUGGUCAGACUUUCACUGACAGACUCUAUCCUUAUUUUGACCCAGGCCAUAAUGAUAAAGGUAAAAACUCAAAGCCACUGAUCAUCACACCUAUCAACUGAAACAAACAAAAAUCAUUAUAAAGGAAUUAUUAUGUGAUAGACAAAAAUGUGUACAAGUGCAAAAAAACAAAACAAACAAACAAAACCCUGUGUAUUCAGGCCCUUUAAAAAAAAAAAAAAAAUCAGUCACUGACAAAACAUUAACUAUAAUCACGGUCAGAAUUAUUGGCAAUAAAUAUUGGUAAAUAUGAGCAAGGCAUCUGUGAAAAUAAAUCUGCAUUGUUAAUCCUUUUUAUCGUUUAUUUUUAAAAAAAUCACAAAAAUCUCACCUUUCG
Molecule: messenger RNA, 2573 nt
Organism: Megalobrama amblycephala (Wuchang bream)
Lineage: Eukaryota; Metazoa; Chordata; Actinopteri; Cypriniformes; Xenocyprididae
Product: E3 ubiquitin-protein ligase TRIM39-like
Exons: 7
Coding region: 937-2298 (453 amino acids)
Molecular function (GO): protein binding; zinc ion binding
Source: RefSeq, a predicted model, not a curated record